AUGCCAUCUUGGGGUACUGCAGCUCUUUGCUGCUUAUUUCUACUUGUUGCAGAAAGGUGCUAUACGUCACAGGACUUGGACUUCGACCCAUUCAUCCAAUAUGAAAUUGACAGUACCCUAGAAGAGGAACAUUUCCACUCGGAGUGGGAAAGGCAGAAGCGAAAUGUGAUUACUUUUGACCUGCCUGCUCUGGAGUAUACCAUUGACAUUGAAGUAAGCCUUAACGAUUCAUCCUUUCUGGAGCCAGUGAAAGAGUAUUUCAGGAACCUUAGUCUUCCAGUUACAGCAAAUGUUUCAAAUGUAGAGGUGACGGUUUCAAGCAUCAAUGUUACAACAGUUUGUCAUCCCACUGGGGAGAACAAGAGCUGUUGCUCCUGCGAAAGCGGAUACGCUUGGCCCAGAUCAGUUUGUGGUGACUUGAUAACUUGCCCUGCUGCCAGUCUAGCACCCACACAGUCCUGCAGCUACAUGAAGCAACUGCCUUUCUACGGGCCUUACUGUGAGCCUCUGACAGAAGACUCUUGUGGUAUGGAAGAACCCCUUGUAAUAAAUAUUUCAGUCAAACUCGACACAGGCUUUUCAAAUGAUCUCAUGGAUUCUUCUUCUGAAUUAUACAAAAAAUACAAGGCUGACCUUGAAAAAGCGUUUAAUGAGAGCUACACAUGUUUACCAGGCUUUGUAUCAGCAACAGUAACCAGUUUCAGGUCUGGAAGUGUUUCUGUGGACUAUGAAGUAAAAGCAGCAUCAGCAACCUUCAAACAGAUAGAAGAUUCUAACAGAUAUGUACCACAACUUCUAGAUACAUCGUACAGACUAAUCCCCAACUCCUUUACUACAGAAAUAACAAAUCAGACAAACUUCACCGUGAAUCCCGUGGAUAUUUUUGAAGGGGAUACAAUAACAUUGAUUUGUAAGACAAAUAUAGCUACCGAGAAUGUGACCUGGUAUCAUUCUGGUCAGAACAUCUCAGACAGCAACCGGCAUUCACUGACGAUACAAGUUACGCAAAGUACCUCAGAGUCAAUUCUUAAAAUAACUGAAGUUACUGCGAUGGACUCUGGUUCCUAUAUGUGUGUUUUCACAAUGAGUGGUCCAUUCUACAACCUGAGAUAUAAGGCCACAAAAGUAAUAGAUGUCUCUUCACUACACAUCAUUUCACACUUAAAUGACAUUGAUGUUACCUGUAACAGUCCUGAGAUGGAGACAAACAGUCCUUUGCUGUUCUGCUGUAUUGACAGACAAGUACCAUCACUAACUGGUGACUGGAAAGUAAAUGGACCUAUCAAUAUUACAGGUGUCUCCAGUUUCACUGGAAACUGCACUGAAUACAAGCUCCAAGUCAACGCGUUGCUGUGUCCACCUGAGAAGUCGGGUACGGUGACAACGUACACGUGUGAGCUGCAAACUGGACACGGUGCAAGCACCAGUCAAAAUAUCAGUGUGACAUAUUUCCGAGCAGCAAAUGUAACCAUAACUCCAAGCAUAAAAACAUUUGUUUCUGCGGGAAAAUCAUUUAAUCUGACAUGCACAAGUGACGUGAGCAAUUAUGACAGUGUCAUCUGGGAAAUCCAGCGCGGAAAUUAUGUGACAACCAUAGACUUUGCUGCGUAUAUCAGCAGCAGUAAAAUCCCAGCCAAAUCUGUGCUCAGUGUGAAUACUGCCACUGAGGACUGGAACGGCACCUACAUCUGCACGUUCUCCCAGAAGAACAUGAACAGUUCUGCCAACACGACAGUCGUAGUUGUUCCCUUGCCUCUGAAGCAGAACAUCCUGCUAGACCCCAUCACGGCGUUUGUACACAGCUCUGUGUCACAGCGCCUAAACUGCUGCAUAAAUGCUAAAGCUAGUGAAAGUUAUUAUGUCACAUUUGUGGUUCAACAAGAUGAAUUUCAAGCGG
Molecule: messenger RNA, 1897 nt
Organism: Tinamus guttatus (white-throated tinamou)
Lineage: Eukaryota; Metazoa; Chordata; Aves; Tinamiformes; Tinamidae
Source: RefSeq, a predicted model, not a curated record